Molecule: messenger RNA, 5658 nt
Organism: Patella vulgata (common limpet)
Lineage: Eukaryota; Metazoa; Mollusca; Gastropoda; Patellidae
Product: neurogenic locus notch homolog protein 1
Exons: 17
Coding region: 50-4369 (1439 amino acids)
Molecular function (GO): protein binding; scavenger receptor activity
Source: RefSeq, a predicted model, not a curated record
GCGUUCUUUGUUUCCUUAACACUAAAAAAUAUCAUACGCACACGUCAACAUGGCUAGUAAUAAUAUACUAGUAUAUAUACUUGUGUAUUUCACUGUAAUUGCUGAAGUUUAUGCUCUUGAUGAAUGUAAAGACACGAAAAAUGUACCGGUAUGUAAAGAAAAUGAGAAAUAUUGUUUCAACGCACCCUCCACAUGGAGAAUUUUCAUGGAGAAAGUGUGUAUGUCUACCUGCAGAUAUUGUAUAACAGAAAAUGUAGCUAUAGGCAGGAAUACCACGCAGAGCUCAUAUUCUGACCAGAUUGUAUAUAAUUCAUUUAAUGCUGUAGAUGGUGAAAGUCACGAUAAAUAUGGAUCUUGCUCACUUACAAAUACACGUAAUCGUAUGAAAUCAUGGUGGUGUGUUGAUUUACAGAAGCAAUAUAAAUUCAAAGAAAUCCGUGUUUAUGGCGGCACUAAUGCUAUAGUCAGCCUGUCUAAUUUUACUGUAAUUAUCAGUGAUAAUGGUAGUUGUGAUGAAGCAACUCUUAGAUCAUCACAAGUUUGUUAUAAAGAUCCUGGUAGUAAUAGAAAUCCGUAUAGUAUAGAUAGAUGUGAUGAACGGAAUGUAGAUUUUAAUGGACGGAUUGUAUUUAUAACAACAGGCAUGGAAUAUAGACCUCUAGGAUUAUGUGAAGUAGAGGUUUAUUCAGCUCGAUGUUCAGACGGAUAUUAUGAAACAUCUAGAGGAAGUUGUACACGUUGUAACUGUGAUGCGAGACCAUGCGACCCUGAUACGGGACGUUGUUUAAAGAAAUGCGCUAUAAAUUGUAAGAAUGAUAAAUGUGAUGUUGAUGGUAGAUGUACAGAUGGCUGUAAUGUUGGAUUCUAUGGUUCUGAUUGUAUGGGCGAAUGUAGCCCAAACUGUAAAGACAAUAUUUGCUACGGAAUUGGCGUUUGUUCAGCUUGUAGAGACGGAUUUUAUGGCAAUGUCUGUUCAAAGAACUGUUUCAAUUGUAACCCGGGUGGUUGUAAAAGGAUUAGUGGUGUUUGUAUCAAUGGAUGUAAAGACGGAUUCUAUGGUGCUGGUAGAAGGUGUAAGAAAGAAUGCCCAAAUUGUAAUCCAGGUGGAUGUCAAAUGAAAGAUGGAGCUUGUAUUAACGGGUGUAAAGAUGGAUUUUAUGGUAGGAAAUGCGAAUUGAAGUGUUCAACAUGUAAACCUGGUGGGUGUGAUAAGCAGGGUGUUUGUACCAAUGGAUGUCUAGACGGGUUUUAUGGAAGUGAUGGACUAUGUCUUAGAAAAUGUUCAAACUGUCUACCAGGAGGAUGUGAUAAAGAUGGCGGUGUUUGUAUCAGUGGAUGUAUAGAGGGUUGGUAUACAGAUACAUGUAAUACAAGUUGCAGUAGUUAUUGUCAAGGUGGAUGUUAUAGAUCAAAUGGUAUAUGUACAACAUGUUAUUCAGGUAGAUAUGGUGAUUAUUGUCAAUAUGAAUGUAGUAGUUAUUGUCAAGGUGGAUGUGAUAGAUCAAAUGGUAUAUGUACAACAUGUUCUCCAGGUAGAUAUGGUGACUAUUGUCAACAUGAAUGUAGUGAUGGGUGUAUUAGCAGCGUGUGUAGUUUGGAUGGAGUUUGUUUAUGUAAAGCAUCAUAUUAUGGCAAUAAAUGUGAAAGUAGUUGUUCGGAUAAAUGUUUCAACAGAACAUGUCAACUUCAGCCAACAUCUGGUGAUCCGGUAUGUUCAGAUGGGUGUAUUGAUGGUUAUACAGAUUCGUAUUGUCAAACACUAUGCCCAUAUAACUGUGUAACAUGUAACACUACUGACUGUUCUGUUUGUAAACCUGGUUGGUAUGGUAAAAAGUGCCAGACAUCUUGUCAAACAGGAUAUUAUGGACAUUUCUGCAACACCUCUUGCAGGACUACUUGUUUUGAAGGCUGUAGACCAUCGGAUGGAUACUGUAAUGCUUGUAUAGUUGGUUAUUUUGGACGAACAUGUAAUCAAACGUGCAGCAAGACUUGUGAAGGGGGGUGUAAUAGAGAUGGUAAAUGUUUACGAUGUUCAAAAAGCUUUUAUGGUGACUACUGUGACAAGAACUGUAGUAAUAAUUGUAUAGAUUCGGAUUGUGAAGGACCUACUAACUAUCUAAAGUGUUCUAAAGGAUGUGUUGAAGGGAAGACGAGGCAAUAUUGUGACGAAGAUUGUCCUGACACAUGUAUUUACUGUGACCAGUCACGCAGAAAUAUAUGUUCAGCCUGUAAAGAUGGUUGGAGGGGAUCUGACUGUUCUCAGUCUUGUGCUUUGUUAUCUGAAAAUUGUAUUGAGUGUCACCAAGAUCUACCACGUUGUUUAUCCUGCAACUCUGGUUGGUUUGGAAAAAGAUGCAAUGAACGGUGUCCUACAGGUUGUCUUGAUAAUAGCUGUAAUCUUAACGGGACUUGUCAGUCGUGUGCAUCUGGUUAUUUUGGUUACAUAUGUAGUAGCACCUGUCCUAUAGGAUGUUUAGAUAAUAUAUGUAAUAUGGAUGGUACGUGUGAAGCUUGUAAACAUGGACAUUAUGGAAUAACUUGUGGCAAAAAGUGUAGUACCAAUUGUAAGUCUAGCACUGGUUUAACUGUAUGUAAUAUAACAGAUGGUUCAUGUAUGGAUGACUGUGGAGAUGGUACAUCUGGACAUAACUGUACAGGCGGAGAAAACUUUGCUUGUCCGAGUGGCUGGACCAGACACAAUGUACAAUGUAUUAAAGCUGUAGCACAGAUGUUAAACUGGGAAGAGGCGUCAUUAUAUUGCAAAAGCCAAAAAUCCGGCAACUCAUCAUCUCUAAUUGAAAUAAAUAAUGCGGAGACCAAUAACAAAGUUAAAGCUCUUAUAAUUGAUACCGGUGUGGAUUAUUGGAUUAACAUUAGAUCAACAAUAAGUGCGAGAGAAAAAACUGCUAUUACUCACGAGUAUGGUUAUCAACGAACAAGAGUUCUCUAUUCUUACCUUAGCUGGAAUCGGACAGAAACAAAAGUACAGAGUGGAUAUGUUAACUUUGAACAGUUGAUGAGAUCAUAUGAAUACGUGGACACUGAAGAUCGAUGCGGGUAUAUGUCUGAUGAUGGGAAAUGGCACGAUGCUAAAUGUAGAGCUAGGAAAUCGUUUAUUUGCAGUAGAAGUUUAGAUUGUGAAAGGGGGUAUUAUGGUUCAAACUGUGAUGAAGUAUGCCAUUGUUACCAAUCACAAUGCGACCAAUAUACAGGAGUAUGUGACUAUGGAUGUGAACAUGGAUGGAUGGGAUUUAGAUGCGACCAAGUGAAAGUAGCAGCAGACGUGGCAACCUACUGUGUUAAUUCUCCAACCAAAGGUAAAUAUGCUCUGUUAAGAGUUGAUAGAAAAAACGUAAAAUAUGACAAAAUCUACAUCAUCAACGAAUCACAGGAUACAUCAUCAUCUACACCAUGUGAUCAAGGAAUGUUUAACGAGGAUGUUGACGGUGUUUUAAACCUCAAGAUAUUAAUUCAAGAUGAUAAUACAACAUCUCCCAGUUGUUACCAUACAAAGACAGACAGAGGAGUUUUUAAAUGGGCAUUAAGAACAGAAGAAGUGUCUGGUUUCUUUAGUUACUAUGACAGAUUAUAUGAACUGAGUUGUGAUUUUACAGCAGCAGAAACUCUGUCAAGAAAUAACAAACAGGCUAUAAGUGGUAUAUAUGAACCCAGCAAAGUAAACAUCACCCAGACUACCGAGGACGUCCAGCUAUUCAUUCAGAACCCAGCAACAACCAGUCGUGUUUCUCAAGUACAGAUUGGCUCCAGAAUUCAACUGGCAAUGCUAUUAAAUAAACGUGAUGACAUAACAGCCUCUGGUAUUUCACCAUAUAAAUGUUCCUGUUCUACACCUGAUGGGAAAACAAUUCGUCAGCUUACAGACUCUAAUGGAUGUCCUGUACCGGAUUCUCCUGUAUUUGCUCUAACCGGAAGUAAUGACUCAUACCUUACAUCCAAUGUAUUUGAUGCUUUCGCAAUUAAAGGAAGUUUAGGUCUCAUCUUCACUUGUAGUUUUGAAUUCUGUUUUGAAUCAAAUGAAACGAAGUGUGCUGAUAGAUGUGGUGAUUUCCGAAGUCGAUCCUCACUCGAGAUCAGAUCUAGAACAAAACGAUCAACAAAUGAGAAUAGAAAGAAUGGUCAAGCAUCAGCUUAUUUACUGUUGAUACCAAAAACACAGAAGGACAAACAAACUGAUAUGAAUAACCUCUCUGUAGACUCUGAUGGUACCGUUUCCAAACACGUGACUGUUAUAACUGGUUCCAUCUUGGUAUUGGUACUGUGUGGAGGUUUGGUCGCUGUCGUGAUGCUUGUACGAUCUAGUCGCACUAGAACUGUUAUGAAACAAACCAAUGUAAAAAUAACGGAAUAACUUUAUAAAAGAAAGUUGAAAUAAAAAUUUAAAUAUUAUCAAUAGUAUCCAGACUAUCAUGUUAAAAUCUGUAAUUUUUACUUCUUUCUUAUCGAUAGUUAAUUUGACAUGAAAAAAUUUAUGGUGCUUUAAUAAAUUGUACAAUGUCAUUAUAUUAAUGAAGAUCGGACAUGUGUUUAAUUAUAUGUAGGUUCAAGAAUUUUAUUGAAAAUUGGAGUUUUACUUCCACCAAGGUUGAUAUCGUAGACAAUAUUGAGAAUGAAAUUGUCAAGUAUAAGUUCAAUAAUAAUAAACAUAACAGAAUGAAACAUUUCAACCAAAGAGCGAAUAGUAAUAAUAAUAACAAAAUCAAACAUAUAGAUGUUAUACAUGUAUUGAAAUUAGAUUUUGAUAAUACAGUUAAAUAUAAAGGAAUUAGAAAUAUUAUAUACAUUAUUUACAUGAGUUAUUCAGUAAAUGGGCAUGAAUAUGGUUAACUACCCUUAUAAAAACGAACGCGAAACGAAGGCCGUUUCAUUAGUAAGACUGGUUUGUAAAGUGUUUUUUGAUUGGUUCGUAGACUUUAGCUACAAUCAAAGCCAAGACAGAUUAUUUGAAUUCGUGGAAACCCUAUGGAGUAAAACGGAAUGAGAUCUCUGGGGAUACCGAGGAUGGGAAAGAAAAAGCGCUAGUGUAGGGAGACCGGGGACUGCGUAAUGGCAGCGUAUAGUGUCAUUCGUCUGGAUGUAGUUACAUGUAUAUAAAUGUCGCAUGCCAGAAAGCUACAAAUUGUAGCUGAUAUUAUAAAUAAUUGCAUUUUGAUAGUUUAUUUAGUUUUUGGUUGCUGUUGUUAUUGUUUAAUUUUAGCUACAUUAUUUUGAAUAUUAAACUAUAUUAGGGUUUUUUUAAAUAAAAAAAUUGUAUUCAUUGUUGGGUGGUAGCCUAUAUAGUAAUAUUGUUGGUAUAGUGGUGGUAUGCUGUGAUGUUGGUUCAUUGUGUAACUUUAUUUGUAUUACUUUUGACUUGUAGCUAAGCUUAUCUACUCUAUUUUAAUUGUUUAAUUUUGUUUAGUGCUUAAUUUUCGCUACUUUAUUUUGAAUAUUAAACUACUUAGCUUUUUUAAUAAAUAUAGUUUUCAUUAUUGAGUGACAUAAUAAAUAUGGUAAUGUUGGUAAAUUAGUGGUAAACGGUCAUAUUGAUUCAACAUGUGGAGGCGUGUGGCUUCGUUUUAUUUUUAUUACUUAUAAAUUGUAGCUAAGAUUAUCAAAUGCAUUUUAAUUGUUUUAUUUUGAAAAUUAAACUUAAUUGUU